Suillus subaureus is the source of this 606-nucleotide messenger RNA. RefSeq names its product Oxo-4-hydroxy-4-carboxy-5-ureidoimidazoline decarboxylase. Bases 1 to 606 code for a protein of 201 amino acids. Lineage: Eukaryota; Fungi; Basidiomycota; Agaricomycetes; Boletales; Suillaceae. The record is from RefSeq and is a predicted model, not a curated record. The transcript has a single exon.
AUGUAUGAAAAUCAGGAUGGCAUAGUGAGCGUCCUCACUCAGCUGUUUGAGCAUUCUGAUAUCCUGAUAACCAAACUCGUUCCGGAACUCUUCCAAUCCAUCCGGAAUACACCUCUUGAAACCAUAGACCCCACUAACGCGCUCAUUGAACGUGCUAUCGCUAUCAUCCACGCGUGGAAUGCACAUGAGCAAGCAGAAUUCAUCACUGCACACCCAAGGAUCGGGGAGAUCAAACAGCUCUCUGCGUUGAGCGCCAAAGAGCAAAGUGGUGGCCUCUCUGCUACAACAAGGUCGGAGACACCCCCAGAGGUGUUAAAACGGCUGGAACACCUUAACGCGUGUUAUGAGCGUGUGUACUCUGGACUGAGGUACAUCACGUUCGUGAACGGGAGAACUAGGGCUGCAAUUGCGAGGGAGAUGGAGGACAAGCUACAGCUUGGACACCCUUUGGAGAGCUAUCCAGAUGGGUCUCCGCUGAACGAGCCUGCGGCAGAAAGCCUGAUCUAUGUCGCGAAGAACAGUGAGGACUGGUUAAGUGAGCUGAAACGAGCGGUGGAUGAUGUAGGGAAGAUCGCUAAGAGUAGACAGAAGUCAUUGGGGUGGUGA